This is a messenger RNA of Nothobranchius furzeri (turquoise killifish), 4683 nucleotides long. RefSeq names its product neuronal PAS domain protein 4a (gene npas4a). Gene Ontology annotation, molecular function: protein dimerization activity; DNA-binding transcription factor activity, RNA polymerase II-specific; RNA polymerase II transcription regulatory region sequence-specific DNA binding. Gene Ontology annotation, biological process: regulation of transcription by RNA polymerase II. Lineage: Eukaryota; Metazoa; Chordata; Actinopteri; Cyprinodontiformes; Nothobranchiidae. The record is from RefSeq and is a predicted model, not a curated record.
AUUUACGGGUUCCGGACUUUCUUCGCCAGAGACGGCGACCACAGCCGCCGAUUUACCUGCACUCCGAAAGGAGGGACGGACAUCCAGCAGGCGGCCAGCAUCCGAGGCUGGACAGGAGAAGGUUUUCCCAAAAACCUUUUUCUGGAGCGCACAGCUGAGAUGAAAGUCCAGUGACACACCUGAGAGCUUUCUGAUCUUCCGCUCCACCGCUGUCUCUGUACACCUCUGGGAGACAGGACGACCUCGACAGAGACACCCAGCAACACUCCGCUAACAACUUGACACCUGAAGGAAUUUCCUCGCGGCUCACCGCAGCGACAGAUCACGAUGUACCGAUCAACGAAGGGAGCGUCCAAGGCUCGACGGGACCAGAUCAACGCCGAGAUCCGGAACCUGAAGGACUUGUUGCCCAUCUCCGAGGCAGAUAAAGCCAGGCUGUCAUACCUGCACAUCAUGUCACUCGCUUGCAUGUACACCAGGAAAUCCGUCUUCUUCACUCAAGAAGCAGGAGCUGCUGCUAGUCUUGAGGAGAGCGCAAGUUUUCUGUCUUUUCACGAGCUGUCGGAGCUGAUGCAGUCGCUGCCAGGCUUCCUGAUGCUGCUCACGGGAGAAGGGAAGCUCCUCUACCUGUCAGACAGUGUCUCUGAGCACCUCGGACACUCCAUGGUGGAUCUCGUGUCACAAGGCGACAGUGUUUAUGAUAUCAUCGACAAUGCAGACCACUUCAUCAUGAGGACCAACCUGUCAGCCUCUACAUCACUUGAUAUGGAUCGUCUCUUCCGCUGUCGUUUUAACACCUCCAAGUCCGUGCGCAGGCAGAGUGCUGGGAACAAACUGGUUCUGAUCCGAGCUCGCUGCCUCUCCGCUCCUUCCACGACCCCCACCAUCGGGUCGUACUGGACCUCCAACCCCGUGUGGGUGUGUUUCUGCUCGCCCCUGGAGCCCCAGUCUACCCGCUCCAGCUCCGGGGCAGAGAGGGAGUCAGCAUCCAGCCCUCCCCUGGCUGAAACCAACUUGUUCCUGGCUUAUUUCCACUCUCAGCAUGACCGCGACCUGAGACUGCAGACCGCUCAGAACAGUGUGAGCGCUUAUCUGGGGUUUGAUGUGACAGCUCUGUGCUCCCGCUCCUGGUACAGCCUCCUCCACCCACAGGAUCUGUCACAUGCCUCCGCUCAGCACCGUAGCCUCUUGAGAGAAGGAGGAGAAGGCAGAGCUGAAAUGGUGGUCCGUGUGCAGGCUCAGGAUCUGUCCUGGGUUUGGCUCUACAUGGUGCUCCAGCUGCAGCCUGGAGACAUUCCCAUCAGUAGCAACAACUACAUCAUCAGUGACUCUGAGGCGUGGUCAGUGCGACAGCAGCUCAGUUCAGAGCAGACCCAGCUAACCCUGGUUCUGAGUGCUGGUUCCUCUCAGCAGGAGAACCUGAGUCUGCAGUCUCCAGAGACCCUGUCCAGCCCAGACCAGGUGUUCACACCUGGCAGCAGUGGCCUGUCUGCCCAGUCCUUCGACUUCAGCACUGCUGGCUGCAGCGUCGGCUCCUCCGAUGAACCUGGGAGCUCCGUUACUGAAGCCAUGCAGCUGGAGGGUGACCCUCGCUCAAGCAUCUCCUCUUUGGAGGAGGAGAGCUACUUCCAGCAACCUCCUGCAAAAACUCCCUCAGCGGCCUCCUCCCCCACUCCAGUCACUGUUGAAACAGUAGCAGACUUAGACUUUUUAACACAGAACAUUCUCCUGCCACCCUCCUUCCAGCUUGAACCCCCACUGCCAGCACUCCCCCUGCCUCUCCCCCCUGUUCCCACCUCACAAGCUCAGCAGUCCAAAGAGUUUGUGUGCACUCCCCCCUACACCCCCCAGGUUGUUGGGGCCAACUUCCCAUUCAACGAACCCCUCUUCAGCUUUGACCCAACUGGAACGACCACACCUCCACUCUCUGCAACAACAGCCACUGCCACCACCUCCUUGGCUCCAUCAGAAUCAUCCACCGCCCCACCCACCACAGCCCCCAGCCCCUCUCCUCCCACCAUCCUCUCUGCCAAACUCCCUCUCACUCUCCCUACCCCAUCGACUGACCUCCUCUUUUCCAUCGAGCCUUGCAGUGGUUCCCUUUACGAGAAACUCCCUCCCACACCCGACAGCCCCGGAGAUGGCGACUGUACAGUGAUGACCCUGCCUGAGGUACGGGGUCCGCUGUAUGUAGAUGUACCACUGGGACCCCUCCAAUGUCCCCCCGAGGGCCUCCUCACCCCUGAGGCAUCACCUGGUAAACAUCUCUGUCUCUCAUUCUUUUCCCUUGAUAGGGAAAAGGAAAGAGCAGAAAUAUCCCACCUAGCUCAACACAUCAGCUCACUGGCUGAGGGAUUCUACCUGGAUCCACUCUUGUCCAAACUCUCCCCCUCCUCCUCUCCACCCUCCCCCUUCCUGUCUCCAGUUGUGGAACCUGCUGAUUCAGUUCACAUUCUGAGGGAGUUUUAUCCCAUCAAAGCAUGGAGGGGGCUGGACAUCCCCAUCUUCCUUGAUGACGACGAAUCUCUGUUUGAAGAGAGCAUCCUAGAAACCCUUCUGCAAGACGACUUUGCUCCUCCCCAAACGUCCAGUCUCUCCUCCCCAUCCCCUCUGACCUCCCCUGUGCCUGAUCCCUGCAGCCCAUCCUCUCCUCAAACCCCAGUAUGCUGGCACCAACCCUCCCAGUUUGAGGGAGUGGGCCACAUCUGUAGCGUCCAAUCGGCGCAAUGUAACUCGAUGGCUGAGUGCGGGGCGACUGUGGCAGCUGAGGCCGGGAUGACGGUGGAAGGGGAAGGGCUAAUGGAGGAAGCAAUGGAGAUCGAGAUGGUGUCAUCUCCUGUGUCCUCCUACUCCUCCAUCCCAACUUCCCCUCCCCUUGUCCUCACUGCCUCCCUGAGUCCUCCCAUCUCCUCGCCCGUCGCCUCGCCCACGCCCGCCGUGUCUUGCACUCAGUCCCUCCUGGAGGAACUGGCCGUCCUGGAACCCAUGUUUGGGGCAGGUGCCUCGAUCGCCCCUGGCUUAGGGCAACAACCUGAGUUGUAUCAACUCCAAUGUCAUCCAUCGCCACAGUGCUUCCACAAUGAUGGGAGUGGAAGUGUUCCUCCGUUCUAAAAUAAGUCUGUGACUUACUUCAUUAAGUAUGGCAUAUUGUCAUAUUUUGUGGAGACCCUUUUACUGAAAAGUAAAAAAUAAUUAAGUGUAUAAAUAUACAUAAUGUAUAUACAACUUAAGGACUUCAACUCCUACAUGUCUGCUGAGAACAAAGAUUGGCUCUAUAUUUUUGCUCAUCUGUGUGAUUCUACAGAACCGGUGCCACAUUUCCACAACGGUGCAACUGCAUGGACCCACAACUGCCUUGGUUCUGUGUCCAUGCGGCGUCCUCUUUAACCUCUCUGUUCCAUGAGCUUGUGAUCAGACAGAGACGAUCAAACCUCCAGAUAAGUAUGUGUAUUCACUCGUAGUGAAAUUUCUGUCGUGAACAAAAACGUUUCUUGCUAUUUCAGUAGUGAGAUGGAAUAAAGCACUUUUUGCCUGACAUGCAGCAACGCAAACCCAAACCUCUAAUGUAUUGAAGUCCAUUGCAUACAAUUGUUUACAGUUUUAGUGCGAUCACAAUCAGAAUAAUGUAACGGAGAAACAGAAUCCAACUAGACCCGAGAUACUUUGAGUUUUGAGUUUGCGACUUCAAACCUUUAAGAGCUCAUACUUAUCUCCAUCUAGACUCUUGUGUAUCAAUGUGAUGUGCAAAAAAAAAAAAGAAGAAGAAAACGCGUGACGAGGUCCUGAAAGUGUCAACUCAGAAAAUAUCUGGAAGUUUGCCAGGACUUUGAUCACGCCACAAACCCACUGCUACGCUGUACAUUAAGACUCUGAAUGUGGGCCUAUCAAGCCCCCCUCCACACACACACACACACACACACACACACACACACACACACACACACACACACACACACACACACACACACACACACUUUUUGGCUGGAGGGCAGUGGGCUGGAUAUUCUUGCAGCAUCAAUAUUUGCAAUGCUGGCAGCUUAUAGCGGCUUGUGUGCGCCUGAAACGGCCCUGACCUGCUGAACUCUGAACUCUAUGUCAUGUCCAUUCGACAUGGACGGUUACAUCGUUGCUCCGCUGGAGCGCGGUGUAGUGAGGCACAACUGACUGUGUGAAUGAGCAAUUCUUCUUUUUUGAGAGGGGUUAAAAUACAAAGGUUUUGUUUUAAAAAAAUGAAAACAGGGAUGGGGUGCUAUUUCUAUUCCAAACGACACGGGUUGAGAAUGGUACAAUUCCCAUGGUGUCGACGUGCUCACGUAGAGUUGUCUACGGUCAAGUAAAGGAUUGAUUCCUACGUUCUAGCUAUUAAAGGCUAAGUUAUAAUAUACAUGUGUAAAAAUGAUAUAUUAUUGUAUGUGUGAUGAUGUUAUUCAUAUGCAUUAUGUCCCAGGAUGUAGGCAUAUGAUCUUUUCUGAAAGGUUGUACACAUUUGUACAUUUGUAUGAAACAGCUACUGACCUGUAGAUACGACAGAGAGAUUUUUAUUGUAUACGAUGGAAAAUAUUCCAAACAUCCUGUUUCCUGGAGAACGGACAUUGUGAACCAGUGUUCUAUUGUGAUGCUUAUAAGUGUAUUUGGUUGUCAUACAAAUGCAUUUAUAAUAAAGUGCACUUAAUGCGGAUGAUG